AUGCUCGCCAACCGCACCACGGCCAACAGCAGCGCCAUGAACAUUGUCUUUGCCUUUUCCAACACGACGGCGCAGCCCGUGACGGAGCUGCACUACCAGGUGGCCGUGACCAAGGGCUACGAGAUCAAGAUCAGCCCGCAGACGGGCGUCGCGCUCGAGCCGAAGCAGAGCCGCGGCGUCACGCAGACGGUCGAGGUCAACCACGCCGGCGACAGGAGCCGCAAGGUCGAGGCGCUGAAGCUCCGAUUCAGGGUGUCGUACAAGGUCGGCGGUGAGCUGCGCAACGAGGCGGGUGCCGUGUCCGAGUUUAGCAUUGCGUAG
Verticillium alfalfae VaMs.102 is the source of this 321-nucleotide messenger RNA. RefSeq names its product VHS domain-containing protein. Gene Ontology annotation, biological process: protein transport to vacuole involved in ubiquitin-dependent protein catabolic process via the multivesicular body sorting pathway; Golgi to endosome transport; Golgi to vacuole transport. Gene Ontology annotation, molecular function: ubiquitin binding. The record is from RefSeq and is a predicted model, not a curated record. The transcript is spliced from 2 exons. Lineage: Eukaryota; Fungi; Ascomycota; Sordariomycetes; Glomerellales; Plectosphaerellaceae. Bases 1 to 321 code for a protein of 106 amino acids. Gene Ontology annotation, cellular component: trans-Golgi network.